CUCUCUCUCUCUCUUCUUCGCUCCUUCUCUUUCUCUCCUCCCUCUGCCUUCCCAGUGCAUAAAGUCUCCGUCGCUCCUGGAACUUGUUGGCAAUGCCUAUUUUUCAGUUUUCUCCCGCGUUCUCUAAACUAACAAUUUAAAGGUCUGCGGUCGCAAAUGGUUUGACUAAACGUAGGAUGGGACUUAAGUUGAACGGCAGAUGUAUUUCACUGAUCCUCGCGGUGCAAAUAGCGUACCUGGUGCAGGCCGUGAGAGCAGCGGGCAAGUGCGAUGCGGUCUUUAAGGGCUUUUCCGACUGUUUGCUCAAGCUGGGCGACAGCAUGGCCAACUAUCCGCAGGGCCUGGACGACAAGACGAACAUCAAGACCGUGUGCACAUACUGGGAGGAUUUCCACAGCUGCACGGUCACAGCCCUUACGGAUUGCCAGGAAGGGGCGAAAGACAUGUGGGACAAACUGAGAAAAGAAUCCAAAAACCUCAACAUCCAAGGCAGCUUAUUCGAACUCUGCGGCAGCGGCAACAGGGCGGCGGGGUCCCUGAUCCCGGCGCUCCCCGUGCUCCUGGCGUCUCUCUCGGCAGCUUUAGCGACCUGGCUUUUUUUCUGAGCGCCGGCCGGCUCCCCCCGCGCGCCCACCCACACUCACUUCUUGCUCCCGGAAAUCGAGAAGAUCCAUUCGUUCUUUGGGGACGUUGUGAUUCUUUGUGAUGCUGAAAACACUCGUAUAGGAUGGUGGGAAAUCCUGAUUCUCUUUUUGAUUUCGUUUGAUUUCCUGUGUUUUAUUUGCCAAAUGUUACCAAUCAGUGAGCAAGCAAGCACAGCCAAAAUCGGACCUCAGCUUUAGUCGGUCUUCACACACACACAAGUAAGAAAACGGCAAACCCACCCCAUUUUAUUUUUUAAUUUUUAUUUUUUUGGCAAAAGAAUCUCAGGAACGGCCCUGGGCCACCUAAUAUAUUAAUCAUGUUAAUACAUGAAAAAUGAUGGGCUCCUCCUAAUAGGAAAGAGAAGGAGAGGAGAAGGCCACGGGGAAUGAAUUCAAAAGAGAUGUCCACGUGUGAAGCAUAUGGUGACUAAUUCACGCUCGCAUCUUUCUUCCACAGUAUCUUGUUUUGAUCAUUUCCACUGCACAUUUCUCCUCAAGAAAGGCGAGAGGACAGAUCGUUGGCUUUAUUAUUUUUGUAAGGAUAGGAGGGAGAGAGGAAAAGGGUUGAGGAAAUCUCUGAUGUCAAGAAAAAGACUGCCAGAAGGAAUGCUGCUAAAGUCACUGAGGGGUUAGCUUUACCUGCUGUCGAUGCAUCUUUCCAAGUUCACUGCCUUUAUUUUCCCUCCUCUCUUGUUUUAGCUGUUACACAUACAGUAAUACCUGAAUAUCCAACGGUAUAGAUCACAAGGGGGGAUGUUAAAUGUUAAUCUAAAAUAUAGCUAAAAAAGAUUUUGACAUAAAAGAGCCUUGAUUUUAACAAAAGAGAGAGAUGUAAUUUAAAAAAAAAGUUUAUUAUAAAUUAAAUUCAGCAAAAAAGAUUUGCUACAAAGUAUA
This is a messenger RNA of Choloepus didactylus (southern two-toed sloth), 1538 nucleotides long. It is a transcript of the gene NRN1, whose product is annotated as neuritin 1. The record is from RefSeq and is a predicted model, not a curated record. The transcript has 3 exons. Gene Ontology annotation, biological process: nervous system development; neuron projection extension. The coding region runs from base 177 to 605 and encodes 142 amino acids. Gene Ontology annotation, cellular component: plasma membrane. NCBI's taxonomy places the organism in Eukaryota, Metazoa, Chordata, Mammalia, Pilosa, Megalonychidae.